AUGACUUCUGUUCCGAAACCUCUCAAAUACUUGAAAAAUUUUUAUCCGAGUUUGAAGAAUGCAUACAGAAAACUCAAGCAAAAGGAGGUAAAGACUCGUUUUGCAGAAAUUCUGAGUGUGCUCUCUCUAGCCGGAGCCACUGCAGGAUCCAGGGAAUGCCUGGAUUUCUGUAUUAAAGGAGCUGUCGAUAAUCCCGGAGAAUGGGGGCAUGAAUACGUGAGACAACUAGAAGCAGAGAUCGUCGACGAAUGGACAAAUGUACCAAUAAAAGAGGAACAAGAGAUCAGAAAGCGGCUUACCCCGUUGAUUAAAAGCAUCAUCUCAUUCGACAUGAAACACAACGCGGAGAUACAAGCGUGUGAUCUGUGCUUGGAGAUCGACGAGCUAAAUUUUCUCGCGGAACAUUUGGAUUCCACAAACUUUACACGGGUGUGCCAUUAUCUAAUUAGCUGUGCGGCUUACAGCGAGGACACGGAGAGAAAACAAAUAUUAGAAUUUGCCACGGAGCAAUAUCUGAAGUUUAACGAGUACACGAGGGCAAUUUUGGUGGCACUGCAGCUUGCAAAUUCGGAACUUGUUUUCAAGUGCUUCACUGCUUGUUCUGACUCGUUGAUGAGAAAUCAAUUAGCCUUUAUCCUCGCUCGGUUGCAAGAUCAACCUUUGAGGAUGGAUUAUCACGGGAACGAUGCCAAGGAUAUCGAGACGAUCCUCAGCAACGGCCACAUAAAUACGCAUUUUCAAAUCCUUGCCAGAGAACUUGACAUACUCGAGCCGAAGCUUCCGGAGGAUAUUUAUAAAAGUUGGUUGAUGAACGCACCUAGACAAAUGGAGCACGAUUCUGCGAGAGCAAAUUUGGCUGCGAGCUUUGUUUCCGGUUUCGUACAUGCCGGUUUUGGUCAAGAUAAAUUAAUGGCAGACACGUCCGACUGUUGGGUGUAUAAAAACAAGGACCAUGGAAUGUUAUCGGCUACUGCUUCUCUCGGUUUAAUACACAUGUGGGACGUCGACGGCGGUUUGGUUCCCAUCGACAAAUAUCUCUAUACGAGCGAAGACUACGUAAAAUCCGGCGCUUUGCUAGCCAUCGGACUGGUGAAUUGCGGAAUUCGUAACGAAUGCGAUCCGGCUUUGGCGCUUCUCAGCGAGUACGUGAGUUCGAGCAGCCAAACUCUUCGCAUCGGAGCCGUCUUGGGAUUAGGUUUGGCUUAUGCUGGUUCCAGAAGAAAGGACGUUACCGAACUUCUUUCUGGGACUUUGACCGAUGAGAAAAAUAAUAUGCAAAUCUUGUCGCUCGCUGCUAUCUCUUUGGGACUUGUGAAUGUAGGCUCGGGAGACUCCGAUGUAGCUUCGAUUAUUUUGUUGAGAUUAUUAGGAUUGUCUAUGAAGGAACUGAUUGUUACGCAUUCCAGAUUCUUGCCGUUAGCUCUGGGAAUGGUUUAUAUGGGAACCCGAGAUGCUAUAGAAGCACCAUCCGCGGCACUUGAAGCUCUACCGGAACCCUACAACUUCGCUUCGCAAACUAUGCUACAAAUUUGCGCGUACGCAGGCACCGGCGACGUGUUGAUAGUGCAAGAAUUACUGCGAAUCUGUUCGGAAGUGAUCGAGGGAGUGACUAGUGCGAAAGCCACACCCGACAGUACCCCGACAUCGAGUUGCUGCGAUCAAAGAAAAUCGCAAAACAGCUCUUUUAUGUCGGAAAACGAUAAGAAGAACGGUACUCAGGCCGAGGAAUCAAUUAAUACCAGGGACGCUGGAGCAUCGCAGGCUAUAGCAUCUCUCGGAGUGGGAGUGGUCGGAUUAGGCGAAGGAAAAGAAAAUUCAAGGAUCUUCGGGCAGGUCGGAAGGUAUGGUCCAACGCCAGCGCGACGCGCUAUGCCUCUCGCGAUGGCUCUGUCAUCCCUAUCGAACGCCGACCCGGCGGUCUUGGACGUGUUGAAUAAAUACAGCCACGACCACGACGCCGACGUUGCUCUCAAUGCAAUCUUCGCUCUCGGACUUGUCGGCGCGGGCACCAACAAUGCACGGUUGGCGACGAUGUUGAGACAGCUGGCGGCUUAUCAUGCAAAAAAUCCAUUUCAUCUGUUCCUCGUGCGCAUCUCUCAAGGCUUGGUGCACUUGGGCAAGGGUACUUUAUCCUUGUCGCCUCUGCGUUACGGUUCAAGAGUUUUAGACUAUACCGCCUUGGCUGGUCUGAUGGUCGUCUUAGUCGCCUGCUUGGAUUGCAGAAAUCUUAUAUUAUCGCAAUCUCAUUAUUUAAUGUACUGCUUGGCGGUUGCGAUGGAACCGAGGUGGCUAAUUACUGUGGAUGAAAAUCUUAAGAGUUUACCGGUAUCCGUGAGAAUCGGUCAGGGCGUGGACGUUGUGGGGAAAGCCGGUAAUCCGAAAUCUAUUGUUGGUGGUCACGUACAGACUACGCCGGUGUUGCUGUGUGCGGGCGAAAAAGCGGAAUUAGUUUCAGAUCAAUACGAAUCGCUUUUCAGCGUGCUGGAAGGUUUUGUGAUCCUUCGUGAGAAACAGGCUGUAGUGAAUUGAAGAGUUUUAAGAGAUUUUUGAAUAUUCCACGGUGAGUUUCCUCCUCUUGACUUGACCGGAUUAUCUCUUCUAUAAAAAUAACAAACAGUCUUAGCAAACUUGUUAAAAAUAUCUUCUCCUGACAAAUCUAUGCGAGACAAGUUAGGGAAAGAAAAUAUCGCGCGCAUCGGCUUCGUUUUCGCACAUUAGCACAUUUUCGCGAAGUAACAGCUGUAAUGAAAAGAUUUCAGUUAGUUUUUUUCGUAUGUUUGCGUUUAUUUAACUUUAGGGACUAGCGGAAGCAACGUGCUUUAUACAACAGAAACAUACAUUGGUUCGCAUUGCACAGUGGGAAUAAUAACGUUGCACCAUGAUCAAAGAAUACAAGACACAUAUAAAAUCGGCAAAAUUCGAGGAUCAUUUAGAUUGCAAUGAAGUUAAAACCAAAGAAUAUACGCAAAACGCGAGUGAAAUGUACUCAGAAGGACAAAGGAAAGGAAGAUAUUACAACGAUAUCGAUCUUAACAGCGAGAUAAUGAAUUUGCGCGACAGCGAUCAUGGAGCACGUCAGACUUUCUUUGUGACGAAGCUGUUAUCCAAGCAACACAAGGGUUCAAAAGACAUCUAAAAGAUCGUCGUAAAGGGCCUCUGAAAGAUCGGGACGUCUUUCGGACGUGUGUGUCGCCUCGGUAGGAAUUGUGAGUGUUACACAAAUGUACAGCGAGUGUAGGACGCCUGUAAGACUAACGAUUCCUCUCUCUCGCGUGAAACAUCCUACGACGUUCGUUUGUAGGCACAUGACUUAGGGUAAAAAGGCGAAGUGUGUAUAAUAAAACGCAGUUGAUUCCAUAAAACAACGCACGCCGCGUCGACGAUAGUACAAUAUAGUUCGGUGACGUUUAAACGAAACGUACCGUCAACCUUAUCGCGCGCACGCGAUAUCUGAAUAUGUAAUAAACGCAUCCUAGGUCUAAUAAUCGUACACGGUCAGCGUAACAGUCGGAACUUCUCAACUAUAUGAAAAUUCAGCUUUAUUCGCUUAGAAUAAACCAGCUCUAUUCGGUGAAACGCGCGUAUUAAUCCGGUAUCAACUUGCUGCUUGAUAUAUUACUUCGAAACUUUUUUAAUUCUGCGCAGGACCUAAUUUAAAGGUGAAUGAUGAUCAUUGUGGCGCCUAUAAAAAUUAAAAUGUGAUUAUUGAUAAAAUUGUCAAUUUGUUUCUUUUAAAAAUAAUACAAAACAACCUUCGA
Linepithema humile (Argentine ant) is the source of this 3758-nucleotide messenger RNA. NCBI's taxonomy places the organism in Eukaryota, Metazoa, Arthropoda, Insecta, Hymenoptera, Formicidae. The record is from RefSeq and is a predicted model, not a curated record.